AUGGGGCUCUUUACAGGAGAAGACGACAAAAACACAAAAGAUUACAACGAUAAACUCGUGCGCAACUCACCCACGGAGCGUGUACGCGAUGGGAUCCACUCCGUGGGUGACUCGCUCCGGUCGUUCUGGCAACAGGCUAUGGGCAGUGAUGAAAACCCAUUUUCGGAUCUGUGGCUCAAUGCCAGUGGCGGUCUAGGCGACGUGCUUGCUGGGCUGGGCUUACCGGGCGGGUUCGCACACCCAUCGCGGAUUCGCACUUUGAUGGAUGACACUCGCGAGGAAGAGGGCGUCACAGGAUUGUACGGUUACCGAACACCCACAAACUCGCAGUUCGAAGAAUGCCAGGAGGUUAAAGGCCUCUCUGUCUGGGAUUCUCACGGCUUGUGGCGUUGUCUGUUCCCCGAGUCAGUGGUGAGAACCAAGGUGCAGCCUGGCCAACUUUCUGACGUUGUUACCCGAGAAAAGGUCGAAAAUGACAACCAUCACAAUCUCGGGCUGUUCUUCACUGAGUACUCAUCCUACCUUACGUGGCGCUCACAUAUGCUGCGGCUAGCUGAGCGUCGUCGCAAGGAAGCUAGGGAAUCGCUAGAAACAUGGAGGUCCCCCACCCCUGAAGACCUAACCGACCUCGCUACAGGCAAAAAAGUCGUGGGAACCUCUGAGUAUGUCACCUAUAACACUACUGACAACGGCCAGGAACAAAUUAAGGAGACCAAGACCUAUUACGAUGACGGAACUGUCCGGUUGCGCUCUGAAAAAAGGCAUACUUCUCCAGAUGGAGGUAAACCGAAAGUGGAGUCAGUUGAAAAGUUGCUAACUCAGGACGAGGCCAAAGAUGGUUGGUUCUGGCGCCGCGAUAGGUAA
This is a messenger RNA of Lachancea fermentati, 864 nucleotides long. NCBI's taxonomy places the organism in Eukaryota, Fungi, Ascomycota, Saccharomycetes, Saccharomycetales, Saccharomycetaceae. The record is from the annotation of a GenBank genome assembly.